Paramecium pentaurelia is the source of this 723-nucleotide messenger RNA. The record is from the annotation of a GenBank genome assembly. NCBI's taxonomy places the organism in Eukaryota, Ciliophora, Oligohymenophorea, Peniculida, Parameciidae.
AUGGUAAUCGAAAGUGAAGUAUUGUAAACUUUAUAUGAAUUGUAUAAAAGGGAUUUAAUUUCAUAUGCUUAGAAAGGCUUGAUCAAAGGUAAUUUAAAUAAUUAGAAGGUUGAGAUAUGUUAAUAAGCAAAGAUGCUAUGUUUUUAUCUUGUAUUAAGGAAUGCGAUAGUUAGUUUAGUUUAUAGGAUAGAAUUAUGGAAAUGUUAAGAGGUCAUAUCUUUGAUUUAAUAUUUUUAGAAUAGGAAUCACCCCUUAAUAUAACAUCCACAAGCCCAAUUAAAAGAAUUUCGUAUUGUUAAUUCAGUAGAUAGAGAUUUAAAAGUGUUAUUUAAGACUACAAUAAAAAUAAUACAUAUAAACGAUUUAGAUCAAAUUCACUUGUAACCAGUUGAAAUAAACAAUAUUACUUUAGUUUCUGACAAUAAUUAUAUAAAUAUAUAUUAUAAAUAAAACUUUAUAGUUAACUCAGGGAAAGCUAUGGGAAUUUGUGGAAACUCAUCACUAAAAUCACAUCCUAGUGACAAUAUAAUUGAACAGAACAAGGAGAAGAAUGGACUCUAAUACUAACUAUCUAAAACUGUUAAAUUGUUUGACUAUAAUCAAAAUAAGAUAGUUUAAGUACCAGUUCUGAAUCCAGCAACUUAGAACACUUUAUAUUUUAAAAGAUAAGCAUAAAGUCCAAGUAAAAAUCAUGAUACUGUGCAAUAAAUCACUUAAUCUUGA